UUGGGAGUAUUAUUCAAUUCUAUCAGCUGCUUUAGACGAUCAUUUAGUGCUGCAUCAAUCAAAUUAUUUUCAGCCACUUGCGAAUCGUGGUUUCCGUUCGGAUCACCAGGUGGAGGCGCACCGAAUAGGAAAUAUGAAGCGUUCAGUCCACAAACUUCUGAUGCUGCAGCAAUGAAAACGGAUAGACGCUCUCCGUCGCGUCAUUCCAAUGAAGAUAGUGGCCGUUCGAGUGGAUCCGACACUAAUCAUCCACCAAAAGAGGUUUGCUUUAUCCAGCACUCAUAUGAAGCAUUUCUGACUCGAAUCUGCAAUGCAUUUGUCCUCUAA
This is a messenger RNA of Anisakis simplex (herring worm), 327 nucleotides long. The record is from the annotation of a GenBank genome assembly. Lineage: Eukaryota; Metazoa; Nematoda; Chromadorea; Rhabditida; Anisakidae.